GAACAACACAACCCUACAAUUUGCUUAUUGUAAUAGAAAGUUCGGAUCUCCUUGACGAGACAGGGUAGAAAAGUACGAUAAAGUGGACAUGGAAAAAUCUCCGCUGAUUAUCGAACAUGAUACGUCAAGCUUGAGUGGGCGCGGAAAGUCCGCAAAUCCGCACAUGGCAGUAGGUUCCAGCGCAGAGCAAUCUAGAGUAACUCAAAGCGAUACCCCAAUACUUGCAGAGUCAAAAUCUAUAAAAUGCGUCUCCUGUCCUAAGGUAUAGAAUUACAACCACACUCUUCUGCCCUUCGCUACAAUCUAAACCGUUCGCAUAGCAACAAACGAUGUCCGCUCAAUUCCAAACUCUCGCUGAAUGGGUGACAGAGCUCAAUGAUGCUCUGUACAUCCAACCAAAUGCCGAAAUCGCUCUCAAAGCUGUCCAUGAGCAAGUUGAUUCAAGCUUAGUAAUUAAAAUCAACCACAAUACCUACACGUAUGACCAAUUUGAGCCUGGUCUUCAAUACUUCCGUAGUUCUGGUACAACGAUUCAAGACACCUUCUCUGUACUUCUCCAAUGGGAGAACCCAGAUAAACCGGACGGCGUGGUGGCAGUUCUUAGUAAAACCACGUCUACGGAGAAUGCAACGGGCAAGGUGACUAAAAAAACCAACAUGAUUCUCUGGGAGGUUAAGUGGAUUGAUGGAAAGAGGAAGCUUACAGGGCAAACGGAGGUAGAGACUGAAUGAGAACCAAGUCCGGAAGGCUGCCAUAUGUAAAGGCUGGUGCUGCCUCAGUAAGAUCACACGAGUUAGCCCAGGGAGAGAUAUGUUGAGAAAUAUUUGAAUAUAAGAUGCGUACGCAUCAGAUAUCAUUCCAGUCCUUUUACGCAUUUCAUGCAGCGUAUUCCAUUGUUUGUUUGGUCAGAGUUUCUUAUACUUCAGAAAGUCAUUUAGUUAGAUUAAAAAACAUCACGUAGAAUCAAUCAAUUACCUUCUACUCA
Messenger RNA from Botrytis cinerea B05.10, 985 nucleotides. RefSeq lists its product as hypothetical. The record is from RefSeq and is a predicted model, not a curated record. The transcript is spliced from 3 exons. The coding region runs from base 330 to 731 and encodes 133 amino acids. Lineage: Eukaryota; Fungi; Ascomycota; Leotiomycetes; Helotiales; Sclerotiniaceae.